Messenger RNA from Plectropomus leopardus (leopard coralgrouper), 3115 nucleotides. It is a transcript of the gene ttc39a, whose product is annotated as tetratricopeptide repeat domain 39A. The record is from RefSeq and is a predicted model, not a curated record. Lineage: Eukaryota; Metazoa; Chordata; Actinopteri; Perciformes; Serranidae. Gene Ontology annotation, molecular function: protein binding.
ACACACCUUUCCACGUCAGGAAGGAGUAAGACACGCUGGUCACGGGUGUGAAGUCAGUGUUAGCUGCUCCUGUCCUCUGUCUCCUGUCUGUGUGUCCAUCCAUGCCCGCUGUCCUCUCUCCGGGAUAUUCUGCUGUUUCACCGGAUCUCAGAGCUGUGGGAUGAGUUUUAUCACCAACUGGAAACGAAGCAUAAAGAAAAAUGACAGCAAAAAGGAUGCUGUGCAGGCGCAAGACAUCCCUGAUGGCCCAGAGUCCCCAAGCCGGUUAUCAGUCAUAAACAGCCCAGAAUUGGAUCCCAUCAUUACAGACUUCAGGUUACAGCUACCUGACAACAAAGAUGCUCUGCAAUCAACGAAUCCAUCAAAUGGGUGCUCGCGGUCAGACCUGUCGUUGGCUCUGGAGGACUGCAUGGCUGCCCUGGAUCUGUUCCUCAGAAACGACUUUGAGGAGGCACAGGCUCGGCUUAGAUGCAGGACCAAAGACAGCAUGUACCACGCUCUGACCUAUGCCACCAUCCUGGAGAUGCAGGCCAUGAUGACUUUUGACCCCCAACACAUUCUGACUGCAGGAAACACCAUGAAGGAGGCCCAGGCUAUCUGUCAGCGGCACCGCAAAAAGUCCAGUUUCUCCAAAAGCUUCACAGAAGAGGAACUGCACGCCGAAGUUUGUUACGCCGAGUGUCUCCUGCAGAGGGCAGCACUCACCUUCCUUCAGGAUGAAAACAUGAUCAGUUUCCUCAAAGGUGGAAUCAAAGUGAGGAACAGCUACCAGACGUACAAAGAGCUUCACACAGUCCUCCAGUCCUCUGGAUACUCCCAUGGUGACAACCACGGCCAUUUUGAGGGCGGUGUUAAACUGGGCGUAGGAGCCUUCAAUCUAAUGAUUUCCAUGUUGCCCACGCGGACGCUCAAGCUGCUGGAGUGGGUCGGUUUCUCUGGUAAUAAGGAGUUUGGUCUCCAGCAGCUUCAGGAGGGCUGUGCAGAAAGCACAUUCAGAUCCUUCCUCUGCAACAUGCUGCUGCUCUGUUAUCACACCUUCAUGAGCUUCAUACUAGGCACUGGAGAAGGAGACGUUGAAGAUGCAGAGAAACUGCUGCAGCCGUAUUUAAAACAAUAUCCGAAGGGAUCCAUCUUCUUGUUCUUCGCUGGUCGAAUAGAGGAGAUCAAAGGCAACUUGGAUGCUGCUAUCAAGCGUUUUGAGGAGUGCUGCGAGGCCCAGCAGCAGUGGAAGCAGUUCCACCACAUGUGUUACUGGGAGCUGAUGUGGUGCUUUACGUACAAGAGGCACUGGAAGAUGGCCUACUUCUACGCUGACCUGCUCAGCAAGGAAAACGCCUGGUCUAAGGCUACCUAUGCAUAUAUGAAAGCAGCCUACCUCAGCAUGCUGACGACGGAUGAUUGCCUAACCUUCGGGGAGACUGCACUCACUCUGUUCAGGCAAGUCCCAGGGCUGGAGCAGAAAAUAGCAGGGAAAUCUUUACCAACAGAGAAGUUUGCUAUCAGGAAAGCUCGUCGCUACCUCGCAGAAAACCCCAUUCCUCUUCCUGCUCCUCCACUGGAGAUGAUGUAUAUCUGGAACGGCUAUACAGUCAUUGGCAAGCACAAAGACCUGACUGAAGGCAUGCUGAAAACCCUGAAUGAGGCGCAGGCUAAACUCGAGAGCAUCCCAAGGUCUGAGUUCACCAUAGACGAUCAGUGUCUGCUGAGUCUCUUGAAGGGACUUUGUCUCAAACACCUUGGGCACCAAGAAGAGGCAGAACACUACUUUACCCUCGUCCUCUGCAAUGAGUCUCAGAUCAAGUAUGACCACUACCUGGUUCCUAAUGCCCUGCUGGAGCAUGGCCUGCUGUGUCUGGAGCAAGGCAGAAACGCUGAGGCUGUCAGACUCCUAGAAACAGCAAAGCAAAAUUACAAAAACUACUCGAUGGAAUCACGGACACACUUCCGUAUUCAGGCUGCUCUGCACAAGGCCAAGGGCACGGCAGAGAACGGCAUCCACGUUCCCUCCAGCCCAUAACAGACAGAGGAGGCCACACUAGAGCAGAGACAGCUUUCUAUUUCCGUAGUCCCACAAUGCAACACCCAGCCCCGCCCAGCCCCGCCCAUUCAGGCGGGUUAUUUGCUUUUUCUUCCAUCAGAAGGGUAGGGCAAAAUGGAUGCUUGUUUUUCUCAUGUGUGCCGACCUUUUGGGCAGCUGCAGCUCUGUGUGGCUAAGGCAGGUUUGCUGAUCCCUCUUCCAGAGAUAUAUUAUGAUGAACUCCACUUAUGUGUGUGAUUUGAAAUAGAGAGAUGUUGAGAAAUGUGCCUAUAUUUAUGAAACAUUGCUUUUAGCAGGCUUGUUUGUCCAGCACUUUAUCCACCUGUGAGGGGCGCACUAGGGUAGAAAACAAGGUGACACACAGUAUAAUAUAUAUGUACUGCAGAUUGUCUCCACUGCUACCCCAAAAAUGUGCUGUUCAGGGUGGUCUGGUUGGAUGUGAUGGAGCCAGAGUACCAAACACCCACGUAUAAAUUACUGACACUAACUCCACCCAGCCAGCAACACUAUUUGACCUGGUUGCGACAAACCUCUUAAUUUGAUGUAAAUUAGAGAUUAUUGUUAAAAAGACUUGAGUAGAUGAGACGUUACUCAUAAUUAUGUGUUGAAAAAAUGAUUUACAUUAUAUCAUGCAACUCACAGCCUGGUCCAUGACAACUAUGUGACUUUUUCAUACUGUGUCAUUUAAUACAAUUUAGUAGACAGGUUUCCCCUAUAUUGAGAUAUUUUAACAACACCAACAUGGCCCAAUUAGAUUUUUUUUUUUAAUGGUGGAUUAUUUUAACACUACAUAAGCUGUGGAUCAUAGUGUUUCUCAGAGUAGGAGAAUAUUUGAUUGUUUAUUUUAAAUUAUUUUUCUGUAACACAUUGAAAUCUGGUUUGAUUUCUUUAGAAAACAUAGGGGGAAACGUAAUGAACAACCUGGCAAGAAAUGUCCCACAAAUUGCAAGAAAUUUGUAGAUUUUGAAUCAUUUGAAAUAAACUGGAGAUGAGGUCCGUUAAACUACAUAAUUAUUCUAAUUAUAUAUAGAAAAUGAUGUUAAAGAAUUAUCAUUAUUUUUUUCAGUCAUCUCCUUA